AUGCUAUCUAGAAUGUGGAAGCCCUUGCUCAGAAGUAUUGCAUGGAAACAAGUUCGAUGGCAAUCUCAAGCUUUGGAAUUUAAAGAAUUGCAUCCAUCGUUAACAAAGAGAGCUGAGAAAUACGUGAUAGAGUUUAAGAAGUUAGAAUUGUUAUUGUCCAAAAAUACAGGAUUCGACUUAGAAGAACAAAAGGUAUAUUCCAGACUAUCUUCAAUUGCGGAUGCUUUUAAUACGUAUCAAGCCAACUUGGCAAAUUAUAAGGAAUUAAAUCAUAUGGUCAAUGAAGACCCAAGUCUGAAAGAUGAUGCACAGCUUGAGCUAAAUGAAUUACUCCCAACACUCGUUAAUGCAGCAGAUAAACUUCUUAAUAAAUUACUUCCACCGCAUCCAUUCGCCGAUAAACCUUGCAUUUUAGAAUUUAGACCAGGUGUUGGGGGGGUGGAGGCAAUGAUUUUUACUCAAGAUCUGCUACACAUGUACAUAAAUUAUGCUCAAUAUCACAGAUGGAAGUGGAGCAUUACGUCGAGCACUAAAAACUGCAGUGGUUCUGGUCUAUCUGAAGCUAUCCUAAGCAUUGACCAACCUGGAUCCUAUGAUAGAUUGAAAUAUGAAGCAGGAGUACAUCGUGUCCAAAGAAUACCUGCCACAGAGGCUAAAGGUAGGACACAUACGUCAACUGCAGCAGUAGUUGUCUUACCACAGAUGGGUGAUGAGUCUUCUGUAGCAAGCUAUGAAAGGACAUUUAAACCAGACGAAAUAAGGAUUGAUGUCAUGAGGGCAGGCGGUAAAGGUGGACAGCAUGUCAAUACUACAGAUUCAGCUGUCCGCCUUACUCACUACCCAUCCGGUAUCGUUAUAUCUAUGCAAGAGGAACGAUCUCAACAUAGAAACAAAGCCAAAGCAUUCCAGAUAUUGCGUGCAAAACUGGCGGAAAGAGAACUUAAGGAAAAAGAAGCUCAGGAAAGGAGCGCCAGGAAAGAUCAAGUCUCUUCAACUGGCAGAUCUGAUAAGAUAAGAACAUAUAAUUACCCCCAGAACCGCGUUACUGACCACCGAUGCGGAUAUACGCUCUACGACUUGAAUGGAAUUAUGGCUGGUGAAAGGUUGGAUGACUUAAUAUCAGCAGUCGAAAAAAACGAUGAUGAGGUUAAAGCCGGAAGGAUGCUAUUGGAGAUGGAUAUCUCUAGUCAUACACAGUGA
This is a messenger RNA of Eremothecium cymbalariae DBVPG#7215, 1200 nucleotides long. RefSeq names its product Mrf1p (gene MRF1). The record is from RefSeq and is a predicted model, not a curated record. Gene Ontology annotation, molecular function: translation release factor activity. The transcript has a single exon. NCBI's taxonomy places the organism in Eukaryota, Fungi, Ascomycota, Saccharomycetes, Saccharomycetales, Saccharomycetaceae. The coding region runs from base 1 to 1200 and encodes 399 amino acids. Gene Ontology annotation, biological process: translational termination.